AUGGCAGAAUUCAACUUUACGAUUCCUAACAACCUCGACACGAACGGCACUCCUAAGAAGGACGUUCGCAUACAGGAUAUAUGUCCAGUGGAUGACCAGUUGGUCGCCUGUUCGCUGCCAUAUCACCUUCAGCACUACCCCCCUUUCACUCAAAAAUCAGUGAAAGCCAUUGUUGAGAUCCUCGACGAGCUACUCCCCGUUGCACAGCACCUGAUCAACGUGGAAUCGAAGCUUCAUAGUCUCGCAGAACUUGUCGAGGCAGAGGAGGAAUGCCAACCCUCCCUGAAAGGUCCAGCUUCUGCAUUCCUUGACGAUGACAGAUUCCAGCGCAUGGCCACCCUCCGAGGCGCUCUUACAGAUAAGACACCACCCUCUACAGAAUGGGCGGACAGUGCCGGCCUCAACGUCACAUUCGCGAUCUCGUACGUGGAAGUCAUGCUUAAAUAUUUUGAAAGCGCAUAUGAAGCGGUCGAUUCGUCGAGUCUUAUGAUUAUGCUCCAUAGCGCAGGGCAACAGGAACUGCGGGGCAUGCCUCUGUACCCAAGACGACGUAAGGCAGACGCAAAUUACAGCCCUUGGGAUCAUAAAAAUACGGAAUUCAAGAAGUUUAAGGUCCCGGGUGGGCCUUCCGAGGACGAGAUGAUGCUUCAAUUAAGCGCGAUCAAGUCAAGUAUGGAUGAGGACAACUCCGAUAAAACAGAUGAGGAAAUUAUCGCUGAUUUGGAGAACGUGCACAUCUGCGUGGAGGUCGCUAGCAGGCUUGCUAGUGUCGCAGUCGACGAAACAUAA
Sparassis crispa is the source of this 789-nucleotide messenger RNA. RefSeq lists its product as hypothetical. Bases 1 to 789 code for a protein of 262 amino acids. The record is from RefSeq and is a predicted model, not a curated record. Lineage: Eukaryota; Fungi; Basidiomycota; Agaricomycetes; Polyporales; Sparassidaceae. The transcript is spliced from 2 exons.